UCGAUCAAAAACGUGUCCAAGAAUGGAGAAAGCAAAAAAAAGAACUUGAGGCUAUCAAAAAUGAUCACAACUCAAGUGUUGAUAAGAUGCGAGUUCUUCCUGGCCGUGGUCGAAAAGCUAUAUAUCCCACAGUUGAAAAAGAAUUAUUAGAAUAUAUUAAAAAAAAGCGGGAAGAAAGGAUGGCAGUUACUACUUCUAUGAUCGGGAGAAAGGCAAAAGAAUUAGGACAAGCAUUAAAUAUUCAAGGCGCAAAGUUCUCCUCUGGUUGGGUUGAAUGUUUCAUGCGGCGGAAUAAAUUAGUAGAACACGUUCGAACACAAUACGCACAAAAGCUUCCAGAAGAUAUGCCCUCAGUUAUUAAAGAAUUCCUUCAAACUUCGCGUGAAAAAACAAAGAACAUUGAAAAAAAAUUUAUUAUCUCUUUUGAUGAAACACCAAUGUGGUUUGACAUGCCCCGAAAUACAACGAUCGAUUUUGAGGGUGUUCAUAAAGUGCCAAUUAAAACUAUAGGAAACAAAAAAUUACGUUUUACA
Ambispora leptoticha is the source of this 533-nucleotide messenger RNA. NCBI's taxonomy places the organism in Eukaryota, Fungi, Glomeromycota, Glomeromycetes, Archaeosporales, Ambisporaceae. The record is from the annotation of a GenBank genome assembly.